AUGGCAUAUGGUUUAAUGAGAAAGAGAGAAUUGUGUGUCCUAUGCUAUAAUGGAAUCAUUGGUUCAUCUCUUGACGAAGAUUUGCGUACCACCGUGGAGCCAUCUCUCUGA
Molecule: messenger RNA, 111 nt
Organism: Colletotrichum lupini
Lineage: Eukaryota; Fungi; Ascomycota; Sordariomycetes; Glomerellales; Glomerellaceae
Exons: 2
Coding region: 1-111 (36 amino acids)
Source: RefSeq, a predicted model, not a curated record